This is a messenger RNA of Leishmania mexicana MHOM/GT/2001/U1103, 258 nucleotides long. RefSeq lists its product as hypothetical. The record is from RefSeq and is a predicted model, not a curated record. Lineage: Eukaryota; Euglenozoa; Kinetoplastea; Trypanosomatida; Trypanosomatidae. The transcript has a single exon. Bases 1 to 258 code for a protein of 85 amino acids.
AUGAGCUGUGUGGCUGCGACAAACACCGGAACAUGGAUGCAGCGCCGCGCGGCGUCAUUGCGGUCGGAGAAGCCGUGCACUACGCUUGCCGACAAGAUUGUGCGUGGGCCGCCAAAGUCGGUGUUCUACACGCACCCUAGCUACGUGAUGUCCCGUGAUAAGAUGCUUCAUACGAUCUGGGUGGACAUUGGCAUCUUUCACACGUGCGCGUAUGUGCUGUUCCCCUUUUUUUUCGUUGCCUACUUUUUCAAGGCGUGA